AUGAUGCCUCUUCGUCAAUUCGAGGGCGUUCCUGCUGAAGUGAUCAGAAAGGCAGAAGGCAAACAAUUCCCUUGGUAUCAUUACUUCAAUCUGGUACACUUUGUCAACCUUGUUUUUAGCCGCGUUGCUCAAAGUUAUUUAGGCCCCGUCCUGAAAUUGGUGAACUCAUCGAAAUCCCUAACACUGGACGCUGGACGGCUGGUGCACCAUUUCCAUAGCUUCCCAGAGCUUCAGCUCCAAGCGCAAGUACAACCCAUCACUCGGUCAAUCCUUCAAAUCGAUCUUUCUAUCAUACCUGACUUUCGAUGGGAUGAAAAAAUCCAUGGUAUGGCGGAGACCAUCCUCACCGCGGUGGAAGAUGUGGAUGGCGAGUUGAUACUCUUCCCUGACUUGUUCAUCCUUCGUCAACAAUAUGCGGAAGAUGAACAUAACAUUACACUUACUGUGCCCAUGUUCGAACCCAUCUCACCCAACUACUACACCUAUACCAUCUUGGAUUGCUGGCUUCAUGCCGAAACUCGGCUUCCCACUUUUUUCAAAUAUCUUAUUUUGUGCGAAAAGUUCCCACCUACUCUGCUCCUCGACCUACAGCCUCUACCUCUCUUUACCUUGCACAACAAGGAAUUCGAAUACUCCUUGACGAUCCAGACCUUCAACAAGAUCCAAACCCAGGAUCUCCAAGUUCUGCAUACAACAGACGAAAAUGUCUUCAUUGGUGCGCCUACCAGUAGCGGGAAGAAUAUCUGCGCAGAAUCUGCUCUCCUACGUCUUUGGAGUUGA
This is a messenger RNA of Laccaria bicolor S238N-H82, 780 nucleotides long. RefSeq lists its product as uncharacterized. The transcript has 3 exons. The coding region runs from base 1 to 780 and encodes 259 amino acids. The record is from RefSeq and is a predicted model, not a curated record. Lineage: Eukaryota; Fungi; Basidiomycota; Agaricomycetes; Agaricales; Hydnangiaceae.